CCCAGGGAAAAAAUGCCCUGAAGCUUGUAUCUCACUGAUAGUUGUUAUAGUUUUGAUGUGACUGUACAUGAUAACCAUCUUGGUUUGUUGGCUUCUUUGAAUUACAGGUCAAACUGCCAUGACAUUUGGUGUAAGAAUAUUAGACUAUGUCAUCAAUUUGUGCAAAGGCAAAUUUGACUUCCUUGAACGGCUCUCAGACGAUUUGCUCCUGAAUAUCAUUUCUUAUCUGGAUCUGGAAGAUAUUGCCAGGCUUUCUCAAACAUCACACAGAUUUGCAAAGCUGUGCAUGUCUGAUAAACUGUGGGAACAGAUAGUCCAGUCGACUUGUGACACCAUCACUCCCGACAUGAGGGCCCUGGCAGCGGACGUGGGCUGGAGGAAGGUGUUUUUCACCAACAAGCUCCAGCUCCAGCGGCAGCUCCGCAGGAGGAAACAAAAGCACGGAAGCCUGAGAGACAAGCAACCUUAGAUGCACAUUUUCCCACCAGCAGGGAGCUGAGGCAUGGCUCUGUUUCUCUUCGGUGUCCAAAUCUCUUCUGUCUCCUUUUCUUAAGAACUAAGGUUUUGCUGAUGCAUGGAGCAAUUUAAAAGCAUAGAGGAUUUGCACACAAAUGCAGCAGAACCUGGCUGCCCAGUGCCUUGCUGGAGUCACCGUCCCUGUCCUUCUGGGGUCAGAUCAUGGCCUGAGGACAAGGGCUGCAAGACAUGGAACCCUACAGGCCACCAUCUUCCUUAUCCCAACCCCCACGAGAAAAGAGGCUUCUGUUGUAUGUAAACAAAUAAUAAAUGAUUAUUGGCAGGUUUUUAUUA
Cebus imitator (Panamanian white-faced capuchin) is the source of this 810-nucleotide messenger RNA. RefSeq names its product F-box protein 36 (gene FBXO36). NCBI's taxonomy places the organism in Eukaryota, Metazoa, Chordata, Mammalia, Primates, Cebidae. Bases 119 to 469 code for a protein of 116 amino acids. Gene Ontology annotation, cellular component: SCF ubiquitin ligase complex. Gene Ontology annotation, molecular function: protein binding. The record is from RefSeq and is a predicted model, not a curated record. The transcript is spliced from 2 exons. Gene Ontology annotation, biological process: SCF-dependent proteasomal ubiquitin-dependent protein catabolic process.